AGUUUCAGCCAACCCGGUUUCGUUAAGACAGGCUUGUCAUCAAACCAGAAAGAAAAUGGAAAUCUCGUGCCUGAUUCCCAUGAUGAUGAUACAUCCCUUUAUACCAACAAAUAUAUUUGAUUUUACGAACUUUCCCAGAAAAUAGUUUUUAACAGCUACUUGACAACUAAUCCAGACCACACCAAACCUCCUCCUCCUCUUCGUUUUCAAUCUUCCCUGUUUCUUCAAGCAAUUUCAUUUGCCCAAUUCUCUAUCAAUCUCUAUCUCUCUCUUUCUCUGCCUGAUUUAAUACAUCAAGUUCCUUUAUUGUUGUGUUGUCUCAAAAUCCAAUUCGCAAGAAACGUCUAUGAACAAUUACUUCGUGCAAUGACGGGCCAACUCUCUCGACUUCCUCUACACAUUGAUUAAAAAACCUUCAUUUCUCUUUGCAUUUGGGGCAUACCCUCAUACACUUUUCUGGGUUUUUCUUUGGGGAUCACAUUGUCCUGGUUCUUUGUAGUAACAGAUUUUUUUUGUUGAAGCUAGAGUGAAAGAGGGACUGGAGUAAAAAAAUGAGGAACUGGAGUUGGGGUUUAGUUGUGGUUCUUAAUUUUGCUUUUCUAUUGAGGAUUUGUGCUGUGGAGCUUCGCCGGGCUCAACAAACUGAGCGAAUUUCAGGUAGUGCUGGUGAUGUGCUGGAAGAUGAUCCGGUGGGAAGGUUAAAAGUUUUUGUUUAUGAGCUUCCAAGCAAAUACAACAAGAAAAUUCUGCAGAAGGAUUCCCGAUGUCUCACCCACAUGUUUGCUGCCGAGAUAUAUAUGCAUCGAUUCCUGUUAUCUAGCCCCGUCCGAACUCUCAAUCCUGAGGAAGCUGAUUGGUUCUACACCCCUGCAUAUACGACUUGUGACCUCACACCAAAUGGCCUGCCUUUGCCCUUCAAAUCCCCACGAAUGAUGAGGAGUGUGAUACAGCUUAUAUCUUCUAAUUGGCCUUAUUGGAACAGGACAGAAGGAGCUGAUCACUUCUUCAUAGUGCCACAUGAUUUUGGGGCAUGCUUUCACUAUCAAGAAGGAAAAGCUAUUGAAAGAGGGAUCCUUUCAUUGCUCCAGCGUUCUUCCUUGGUUCAAACUUUUGGACAGAGGAAUCAUGUUUGCUUAAAGGAGGGUUCAAUCACCAUUCCUCCGUUCGCUCCUCCACAGAAGAUGCAAAACCACCUGAUUCCUCCAAACACUCCUCGGUCCAUCUUUGUUUACUUUCGAGGUUUGUUUUAUGACGUGGGAAAUGACCCUGAAGGUGGUUAUUAUGCAAGAGGUGCACGAGCAUCAGUGUGGGAGAACUUUAAAGACAAUCCGCUUUUUGACAUCUCCACAGACCACCCAACAACUUACUAUGCAGACAUGCAACGAGCCAUUUUUUGUUUGUGCCCACUUGGGUGGGCGCCAUGGAGUCCGCGUUUGGUUGAGGCUGUUAUAUUUGGGUGCAUUCCAGUUAUCAUAGCAGAUGACAUUGUCCUACCGUUUGCUGAUGCUAUCCCAUGGGAAGAAAUUGGGGUCUUCGUAGCAGAGAAGGAUGUUCCAAGUCUAGACACCAUUCUCACUUCAAUUCCACCAGAAGUAAUAUUGAGGAAGCAGAGAUUGCUUGCCAACCCUUCAAUGAAACAGGCAAUGUUAUUUCCACAACCUGCUCAACCAGGCGAUGCUUUCCAUCAAAUUUUGAAUGGACUUGCACGUAAGCUGCCACAUGACAGGAGCGUUUUCUUGAAGUCAGGUGAGAAGAUCUUAAACUGGACUGCAGGUCCGGUGGGUGACCUGAAACCUUGGUAGCGGCUAUAGCGUGGAAAGUGAUCCCAAUUUUUUAUUUUACCCCCUCUACCUUGUCUUACUGCAAUGAAGAUGCUGAUAUUCAUUGAAGUUUUGUCCAUAUGUAUACUGCACUUUGUAUUUCUUUUUGCAGCUGUAGGGUUAUGGGGUAUUUGAUAUACUUUGACUUGGAGUCUAUUGUUUCAUCUGAAAGCUAGUUGUAAUUGUUCUAUGGUCAUCUUGCG
Messenger RNA from Ilex paraguariensis (yerba mate), 2023 nucleotides. Lineage: Eukaryota; Viridiplantae; Streptophyta; Magnoliopsida; Aquifoliales; Aquifoliaceae. The record is from the annotation of a GenBank genome assembly.